GGAAGGAAGCGACUGGCCUGUGGGCGGAAUAGGAAGUGGCUCUUGGUCGGCGAGGAGGGAUGGCGGCCCUGGAGCGGGUGAAAGUGCUGGUGCUGGGCGACUCCGGUGUGGGGAAGUCAUCACUUGUUCACUUAUUGUGUCACAAUCAAAUGUUGGGAAAUCCCUCUUGGACUGUAGGUUGCUCCGUUGAUGUUCGGAUUCAUGACUACAAGGAAGGAACCCCAGAAGAAAAAAUGUAUUACAUUGAACUAUGGGAUGUUGGGGGCUCAGUGGGCAGUGCCAGCAGCGUGAAAAGCACACGUGUUAUGUUCUACAAUGCAGUUAAUGGCAUCAUUUUAGUGCAUGACCUAACCAACAAGAAGUCCUCCCAGAACUUGUAUAGAUGGUCUUUGGAAGUUCUCAACCGGGAUGCGGCUCCAUCUGGCGUCUUAGUGACAAAUGGGGACUAUGAUCGUGAACAGUUUGCGGAUAACCAGAUUCCACUGCUUGUCAUUGGGACCAAACUGGACCAGAUCCCAGAGAUGAAACGCAGUGAUGUCUUGACCAGAACUGCUUUUCUUGCAGAAGAUUUUGGUGCAGAAGAAAUUAAUCUUGAUUGCACCAGUCCUCGCUACCUUGGUGCUGGCUCCUCCAAUGCUGUCAAACUGAGUAGAUUCUUCGAUAAGGUUAUAGAGAAGAGAUACUACUUAAGAGAUGGUAAUCAGACUCCCAGCUUCUCAGAGAGAAAGAGGGUUGGCGGUGGCUUUGUCAAAAAUCUCCACUAUGACUGACCAUUUCUGAUCGAAAAGCAACGAGAAAUCACCUUCCUUUAUUGCAGUGUUCCUGUUCUGCUGAUCAGGAUAAACCAACAAUGGACACUUGGAAUACAGACGUGUUGGAAUGUAUACAGGAGCACAUCUUUCUAGGUUUCUUUGGCAAGACUCUUUUGGAAACUGCAGAAUUAUUUAAUUAUGUUUUGAAUAUCACUUUGGGAUGCACUGUCUCAUCGCAACAUACAUUUUAAAGAUCUAUAAACCCAUAAUGUGGCCCCUCACAUAAUAGGGAUGCUGAAGGGGUCUCCAAAAAUAAUUCAGAAUUCGAAGACACACAAUUAAUUGAAAUAACAGCACUUCAGUUUGUCAAACAUUCCAGCAGGUCCUGUGUCAUUGUUUGAAAUCGAUUUCCAUGUAACCUCUGGUUGUAAAUAUUUGUGAACAAGAAAGGAAUGGGUAGGGGAAAUUGUAAAUAAAGGCCACUGGUCACAUUGAA
This is a messenger RNA of Anolis sagrei ordinatus, 1248 nucleotides long. It is a transcript of the gene RABL3, whose product is annotated as RAB, member of RAS oncogene family like 3. Gene Ontology annotation, cellular component: endomembrane system. Gene Ontology annotation, molecular function: GTPase activity. Gene Ontology annotation, biological process: intracellular protein transport. NCBI's taxonomy places the organism in Eukaryota, Metazoa, Chordata, Lepidosauria, Squamata, Anolidae. The record is from RefSeq and is a predicted model, not a curated record.